Dunckerocampus dactyliophorus (ringed pipefish) is the source of this 2711-nucleotide messenger RNA. It is a transcript of the gene bspry, whose product is annotated as B-box and SPRY domain containing. Gene Ontology annotation, molecular function: protein binding. The record is from RefSeq and is a predicted model, not a curated record. The transcript has 6 exons. The coding region runs from base 67 to 1464 and encodes 465 amino acids. Lineage: Eukaryota; Metazoa; Chordata; Actinopteri; Syngnathiformes; Syngnathidae.
CCUGUGCUAUACAGCGCAAGUGCGGCUCCAGCUCGCGUUGGGUGCACCUGCUGCCUUACACGUGCCAUGACCGCGGAGCGGAAAAAUUGCGAUUUGGGCACACCGGACGACGGCGUGGACCCGGUCUUAAUGAGCGAGGAUAUGAGUGCGGAACAGCCCAUCUUCUCCGCACUGAGCAGCGUGGGGCCGGAAGAGGACACCGCGGUGGGACAGAGGCUAAGUCUCGGUGGGAAAAAAGCACCUGCAGCCGCCCUAUCUCCCACUACCACUUCCGAUACAGAGUCCGGGAUAUUCUCCGUGGAGUGCGAGACGUGUGUGGAGCACGAAUCCGAGUUGGACUGGUUCUGUGGUACCGAGUUGAAGCUGAUCUGCUCUCACUGCGCCAUUGUAGGGUCCUGCCACGGACACUCUGUGACCCCUCUGGUUGCCAGAGUCACCGCAGUUAGGAAUCAACUGGUGGAUGUGUGCGAGAAAAUGCAGCUACAGGCGCUGAGGAUGGAAAGGUUCAUCGAGCAAACGCUCAGGAGCAAGGAGCACAAACUUCAGGUGGCGGCGAGCAUGGCGAGGGAGCAGGUGGUGGCCCAGGUAAGCGUCGCCCGCGAGGCCCUGGAAGAGGAGGAGCAGCGCCUGCUGGAGGAGGUACAACGGGAGGAGGAGCGUGUAGAGCAGUGCCUCCUCACUCAGAAGGCUCACUGGAGCCAAGCGCUGGCUGGUCUGACGCGUACACGCUCACGCCUGGUGCACACUCUGACGCACUCUCCGGACGCACAGCUGGUGAUGAGCUUUCAGGAGAUUGCUGAAAGAGUGGAGGAGGCUGAGGGAUUGGGUGAGCCAUGCGACACAGAGCAGCUUAACCUGAGGCCAGGCUGCAGUGACAGCAAGCUUUUGAGAGGACUGUGGGCCACCGCCAUGCUGCAGGGAUCAAAUGCCUAUGGUUCAUCUUCUUUAAAGUUUGACGCGUGCACAGUAAGUCCCCUCCUGUCGCUGUCUGAUGACCACUGCACUCUGACCUUUCUCCAUAAAAAACGCCGCCAGUCGCUGCCCUACGAUGAAGCACGCUUCGACAACUGGCCUAAUGCUAUGGGCUCACUAUCCAUGUCCUCUGGUAGCCACAGCUGGGUGCUGGACGUGGGUCAGAGCGCCGCCUUUAAGGUGGGGGUCUGUUACGCCAGUCUGCAACGCAAAGGCUCCGGAGACGAGGCCCGGCUUGGACACAACGCACAGUCGUGGGUGCUGUGCCACUAUGACGGAGAGUACUCGUUCUAUCACCAGGGGAAGAAGGUGCCGCUGCAGGUGGUGAUCAAACCCCAGAAGGUGGGCCUCCUGCUGGACUGGCCCAGUCAAACGCUGUUGUUUUACGAGCCAGAGUCCAGUGCUGUUUUGUACUCAGUCACAAAUCACUUCAGCGCCCCCUUGCUGCCAGCCUUUGCUGUGACAGACCGAAGUAUCACCAUACUGCACUGACAAACCAGCAACAAUGGCAAAACAUUAACAAGGACAUUUUGUACUUUAUGAAUGUAAAAGAUUUAAAUGUUCAGCGUACUAUAAUUUCAUAUUUUUGACUGAUGUUUAAAAUGUUUUUUAAUAAUCCAGAUAAACUGUUUGUAGAAAAAGUCAUCCAAAUCAUUUUUGUCCAGUAAAUGAAUCAUUACAAUGUUUGUCUGCAGCUUUUAUUAAUCUUCUAUGUAUAAUAUUAGCUUUCUGUCCCCCCAACGGUGCCAAAAAAAUAGUUUACACUGAUUUUUAGACUCAUACAGCCACAAGGGGGCAGUAUUUCCAGGGGAAUCCAUCCAUCCAUCUUCUAUGUCGCUUAUCCUAAUUUGGGUCGUGGGGGUAUGCUGGAGCCUAUCCCAGCUGACAUCCUGCGAGAGGUGGGUACACCCUGGACUGGUCGCCAGCCAAUCGCAGGGCACAUAUAGACAAACAACCAUUCACACUCACAUUCAUACCAAUGGACAAUUUAGAGUCGCCAAUUAACCUAACAUGCAUGUUUUUGGAAUGUGGGAGGAAACCGGAGAAAACUUUCCGAGAACAAUUGUUGCCAUCAUAAAAAAGGUUGAUUUAUAAAGAUAAAAACUAUGAAAGUAAUUGUUAAGAGGUAAAAUAGUUUUAUGUUUUUGAAAACAAAAAUGUAAUAUACUGUACAUAGAAUACAAUUGAUCACAGAGAGAGAUUUUUCCAUUCAUUCCCACCACAUGCAUUCAGUCAAUACAAAACCAAAAAUCUAAAAUUUUCAUCUUUGCCACACGCCUCAAGAGACUGUCAGGAUUUAUAUGAUUGAUUAUAUGAUGUAGGAGGAGGCUCGAUGUUGAGCUCUUGCCUCAGGUCCUCCAGGCUCUGCUCCCAUCGUCUCUCAUAGAAGAUGCUGAGGACGCAACGUGCCCGUUGGCCAUUCUGCACGGCCCAGGGGCCCAACAACGUGACCAGUGACUGCAGGCGACUAGACAAAUCAAAAAUAAAUAUGCUAGAAUCCUAGAUUGUGAGGAGAAAAAUGUGACAAAUCAUCCCAAUUUCCCAGGAUAUACUUAUUUCCCAGUGUGACAAAUAUUUACCUUGGGUUUAGCCGAAAUGGGCCCAACAGAGCUCCGAGGGCGCACAUGGGGAUCCCUGUCUGAGCGGCUUCAAACCAUUUAACAGCCACUUCACCUGUGCAAUAUAAAUACUGUAUUGAAUAUAAGACCCCUUUUUGAACAUUGCAUUCUUCUUCUUUU